Penicillium verhagenii is the source of this 750-nucleotide messenger RNA. RefSeq names its product O-methyltransferase. Bases 1 to 750 code for a protein of 249 amino acids. The transcript is spliced from 2 exons. Gene Ontology annotation, molecular function: O-methyltransferase activity. Lineage: Eukaryota; Fungi; Ascomycota; Eurotiomycetes; Eurotiales; Aspergillaceae. The record is from RefSeq and is a predicted model, not a curated record.
AUGUCCGGCCGCAGCCCCGAACUCCUCGCCAAGUACCCAUCACUGGCCAAAUUCGACGGCAGCGACGACUACGUCGAGUCCCACGAUGGCCGCGAGGCCGUCCUCCUAAAACACAUCUACAACCACCCCUCGCUGGAGCAGCUGCGCGGCUCACCCGCCGCCAUCUGUGCCGUGAUGGACGAGUUCGCCGGACAAGAGGAUUUCCUCAUCAACAUCGGCAGUGACAAGGGUCAGAAGGUGCAUGAUCUUAUCAAGAGCGAGAAGCCUGCUGUGCUUGUUGAGCUAGGCGGGUAUGUGGGGUACUCUGCGAUCUCGUUUGGAGACGCUAUGCGGCAGGCUGCUGCACCGGGCCAGGAGGUCCGGCUUUGGAGUCUGGAGUUUGAUCCGGUUAUUGCGUCGAUUGCGAUGAACCUGAUUGAGCUUGCUGGCUUGAGUGAUGUUGUGAAGGUUGUUGUGGGGUCUGCGGCGGAUUCGCUGAAGAGGCUCCAGGCGGAGGGAAAGCUGAGUAGCAUUGAUUUCUUGUUCUUGGAUCAUGACGAGGAGCUUUAUACGCCGGAUCUGCGGCUUUGUGAGGAGCUGGGUCUUUUGAAAUCGGGCGCUUUGGUGGUGGCGGAUAAUGUUUUGAGGCCCGGAGCUCCGAAAUAUCGUGAGUAUGUGCGCCAGCAUGCUGGGGUGGAAAGCUGGGCUGUCAAGGGUUUGAUUAUGCCUGGCGAGUUUGAGGAUGAACUUGAGGUCACGCGAAUCAAGUAG